AUGGGUGUUUGUUUAUUUAUUUUCAUCUGUCUGUCUCUCUCAGGUAAGAGCUGCUUCUCCACCCUGUUUAAGUUUGAAGAGAUGCAGGAGAUCGUGAAGAACUUCACUGUGGUUCACGUGAACGCCCCGGGACAAGAGGACGGCACGGCCAUUUAUCCUGCCGGAUACCAGUAUGCAUCUAUGGAUCAGGUCUCUGAGAUGCUCCCCGCUGUCCUGCAGUACUUUAAUUUCCGCACAAUUAUCGGUGUUGGAGUCGGAGCCGGCGCUUACAUACUGUCCAAGUUCACUUUGACUAACCCUGACGCCGUGGAAGGGCUCGUUCUGAUCAACAUCGACACAAACGCACGAGGUGUGUGUGUGUGUGUUUGUUUUCAGGAAGAGAUGUCGGCAAACACAGAGCUCAUUCAAACUCACAGAGAGAGAAUCUCUAAAGCGCCAAACCUCAUCAACAUCGAGCUCUUCUGGAAAAGCUACCAGGGUCGCAGAGAUCUGAACGUCGAGAGGAAUAACACGUUCAAAUGUCCUGUGAUGCUGGUGGUCGGUGAUCAGGCUCCGUACGAGGAAGCUGCUGUGGAGUGCAACAGCAAACUAGAUCCAACUACGACCUCAUUUCUCAAGAUGGCGGAUGCCGGCGGGAUGCCACAGCUUACUCAGCCCAGCAAACUGACAGAAGCGUUUAAAUACUUCAUUCAAGGCAUGGGAUACAUGGCGUCGUCCUGCAUGACGCGUCUCUCGCGCUCGCGCACCACCUCGCUCUCGUCCUCCUACUCCAUGGAGGGCUCGCGCUCCCGAUCCCGCACGCUGUCCCAGGGCUCGCAGGGCGGACAGCUCCCGCCGAGCCCGUCCCAUACCAUGGAGGUAUCGUGCUGAGAAGCACCAGAGCGGGGGAGAGAGAUGGACGGAUGAAACGCUUCAGUCUUCUGGGUGGCGGAACGUGAGUUUCGUGCGUGACGACGGACGGAUGAUGACGACUCUCUCCCUGCCUUCACCGACCCGUCAGGCAGAUGAUAGAGCCCUUUAACUCUGUGACAUGGGCGGGGCCUUUAGUGAGACCCAAAUGUAGUGUUAACCAAUAGUAAUACUUCUAAUAUGAAUAUUGAUUAUUAAUAAAAAUAACGACGAGCGUCACUGACAAAAUAAACAACGAUGUUUCUCCUAAUUACAUGUUGAAUUUCUAAACAAAAGUAUAGAGAAAAGAGUAUAUAAGCUCAUAAUGUGUGUCUAUCAACUUCUUUGUCAUUAUUAUUUUUUGGUGUGCUUUUUUCGUUUUUGUAUUCUGUAUUAUUUUUUUCUGUUAUAUAAUCCUGCUGCUGUGAGCGGGGUGCAGUAUUGUCGGAGAUGGUGGUGAAAGUUUUCGGCCGAAAUACUCGUCUCUGUAGAUGACAGCCACCUCAUGUCUUCCAUUUGCCCUUAACAAAAAAGCUAUACACAUAAAAGCAAGAAAG
This is a messenger RNA of Sinocyclocheilus grahami, 1445 nucleotides long. Its product is annotated as protein NDRG2-like. The coding region runs from base 1 to 870 and encodes 289 amino acids. The record is from RefSeq and is a predicted model, not a curated record. Lineage: Eukaryota; Metazoa; Chordata; Actinopteri; Cypriniformes; Cyprinidae. The transcript has 13 exons.